Messenger RNA from Branchiostoma belcheri (Belcher's lancelet), 525 nucleotides. Its product is annotated as G patch domain-containing protein 1-like. Lineage: Eukaryota; Metazoa; Chordata; Leptocardii; Amphioxiformes; Branchiostomatidae. Gene Ontology annotation, biological process: mRNA processing. Gene Ontology annotation, cellular component: nucleus. The record is from RefSeq and is a predicted model, not a curated record. The transcript is spliced from 3 exons. Gene Ontology annotation, molecular function: RNA binding. The annotation marks the transcript as partial.
UGGAAAAAGCGGUCCGACCUUUUACGUGUAGUGCCCCAGCGGAAAGAGGUAGAACUGCACGUCACUGAUGUCUCCCCAUAUAAUACUCGAUCAGAUGCUUCAAACACUCGCUACCUUUGCAAAUAAAGCUUUUUAGUGAAUGUAUAUAAUUUCAGACGUGGCUGCAUUUUUCGGCUCUGUGACCGGAUUGUUUUUUCCACUAACCUCACACGUUACAUGUGAUAACAAACCACCAACAUGGCUUCGGAUGACGACUCUGACGAGGAUUUCGUGUAUCACGGAACUCCGCUUCAACCUUUGGAGGAAGAUGCUCCUAUGAAGAAGCCUGUGAGUACUGAGGACCAGGUUGUAACAGACCAGCAGGGCCGGCGCAGGUUCCAUGGAGCCUUCACUGGAGGCUUCUCAGCAGGCUACUACAACACUGUGGACACACCAGAAGGAUGGACCCCUGCCACGUUUGUGUCCUCCCGGAGCAGCAAGGCUGGCAAGGUGCAGCAGAGACCAGAGGACUUCAUGGAUGAGGAG